AUGAGAUUGGUGAGUCUCCUUUUCCUGGGAGCCGGGCUUCUGCCUAGCCACACUUUUCAACAUCCAAAAAGAAAUGGAAAGGAAGCUUUGCCACCCGAGCAGCCCAAGAAGCACCUCAGGCUCUUUGGCACGAACGUAUACGUUGAUCAUCCACUUGAAGCCCCACGCGCAAGCGGCAUCACUUCGACGAGGCCCUCCUCGAGAAGACUGGAGUACCUGCCCCACGAGCAAGGCACAAGCAGAUCAAUGGGUCCGCGCGCCAAAGGCACUCUCGUUGCGAAAUACACGUCUUCGGCUGCUCAAGAGCAGUCUAGCUUCAUGCCUGGUGCUAGUCGGGUUGCUCCUCCACAGCCCCUGAGACAGCAAGGAUCGAGGAUGAGACCUUUUAAGGAAGUGGAAGCCGAGAACGUGCUAGAUGAUCUAGUGAGGGAAGAAGCCACCCGCAACAGGUUGAUGAUGAUAUCGUUGGACAUUGCACAAUGGAAGUUUGAAAGGGAACUCGUGCGAAAGUACGGAGUUCGUGAAGAGGUCAUUUCCGAGCAAUUAAGAUGGUUCAUGACCGCUGAGGAGAUUCAAAGCAAGGACGACCAGGAAAAAAUCGCAAAGCUCAGCAAAGACGCCUCGCCAGAAUACCAAUCUAAAUAUAAGAAGCUCAAGAGUAAAGACCAGCAAGGUGCGCCCUCAGCUUCAGACAUCAUGCAAAGCGAUCGCUUCAUCCCUCCUUCUCCGAAUCCUGGAGCGAAAGUCUACCGCACACCCUCACAGUCUGAUGUUGUAGGCAAAAAGUUCGAGUUCAAAGGAUCUCACAUCCCUUCGUAA
Acaromyces ingoldii is the source of this 819-nucleotide messenger RNA. RefSeq lists its product as hypothetical. Lineage: Eukaryota; Fungi; Basidiomycota; Exobasidiomycetes; Exobasidiales; Cryptobasidiaceae. The record is from RefSeq and is a predicted model, not a curated record. Bases 1 to 819 code for a protein of 272 amino acids. The transcript has 3 exons.